GCUGCUGCGGCGAGGCCGGGCGAGCGGUCUGGAGACGGCGAGCUCGGAUUGGGGACGCUGGUGGGUCUGAGCCAGGUCAGAGGCGCGUUGGAGUCGUGCGUGCUGGAGGCCGCCGCUGCAGCCCGGGCUCGGGAGAGGAAGGAAGCCGGCCAGCGGGGGAGGUGAAGCUCGCGUGUGGAGUGCAGCGGUAAAAUCAGACGACAGAUGGACAGUGGGACGGGAGUGUCAGAAAGGAUUGGGCCUCGCUGUGAGAGUCAUCCUGGAGUCAAAGUGUUGACAAGUUGCUGAAAAGGAAGUCAGUGGGAGAACUGCAGCCUGCAGAGGAAGUGGAGCCCUGUCUUCGGUCACACCAUUGAUGGAGGACAGAUGGACAGCCAAUGGCCAGUUACCUCUCUUCUUAAACCUUUGGAGAGUUGUCCUUUGUCCUUUGCUGGACACAUAUUAGGAAUCUUAACACACUCUCUGAGUUCACUUUCCAUAGAAACGUAAAAUUGUAACCAGAGUCGUCUGUCGCAUGGUCACAGAUUUGCAAACAUGAGUGCCGAGGGGUACCAGUACAGGGCUCUCUAUGAUUAUAAAAAGGAGCGAGAAGAAGAUAUUGACUUGCACUUGGGUGACAUAUUGACUGUGAAUAAAGGGUCCUUAGUAGCUCUUGGAUUCAGCGAUGGACAGGAAGCCAGGCCUGAAGAAAUUGGCUGGUUAAAUGGCUAUAAUGAAACCACAGGGGAGAGAGGGGACUUUCCAGGAACUUAUGUAGAAUAUAUUGGAAGGAAAAAAAUCUCACCUCCCACCCCGAAGCCCCGGCCACCUCGACCCCUUCCUGUUGCACCAGGUUCUUCGAAAACCGAAGCAGAAAGUGAGCAACAAGAACGCCUCCAAAAGGUGCGGCUGUGUGCUGGUUUCAUCUUGCACUUUGUAGCGGUGUUGGCACCGUGUAAUGCAAGGAAUGCCACUGUCUCCCACACACCAUUGGUGCCCAAGGACUGUUCAGCUUUGACUCUUCCGGAUCUUGCAGAACAGUUUGCCCCUCCUGACAUCGCUCCGCCUCUUCUUAUCAAACUAGUAGAAGCCAUUGAAAAGAAAGGUCUGGAAUGUUCAACUCUAUACAGAACACAGAGCUCCAGCAACCCAGCAGAAUUACGACAGCUUCUUGACUGUGAUGCCGCCCCUGUGGACUUGGAAACAGUUGAUGUUCAAGUUUUAGCAGACGCUUUCAAACGCUAUCUCUUGGACCUACCAAAUCCUGUCAUUCCAGCAGCUGUUUACAAUGAAAUGAUUUCGUUAGCCCAAGAAGUACAAAGCUCUGAAGAGUACAUCCAGCUGCUGAAGAAGCUCGUUAGGUCACCUAACGUACCUCAUCAAUAUUGGCUUACGCUUCAGUACUUGCUCAAACAUUUCUUCAAGCUCUCCCAAAGCUGCAGCAAAAAUCUUCUGACUGCCAGAGUGCUCUCUGAACUCUUCAGCCCUCUGCUUUUCAGGUUCCCAGCAGCCAGCUCUGACAAUACUGAACACCUCAUAAAAGUCAUAGAAAUUUUAAUCUCAACGGAAUGGAACGAACGACAGCCUGCACCAGCACUGCCUCCUAAACCACCGAAACCCACUACUGUAGCCAACAACGGUAUGAAUAACAAUAUGUCCUUACAAGAUGCUGAAUGGUACUGGGGAGAUAUCUCGAGGGAAGAAGUAAAUGAAAAACUUCGAGACACAGCUGAUGGGACCUUUUUGGUACGAGACGCAUCUACUAAAAUGCACGGUGAUUAUACUCUUACACUAAGGAAAGGAGGAAAUAACAAAUUAAUCAAAAUAUUUCACCGAGAUGGGAAAUAUGGCUUCUCGGACCCAUUAACCUUCAACUCUGUGGUUGAAUUAAUAAACCACUACCGGAAUGAAUCUCUAGCUCAGUACAAUCCCAAGCUGGAUGUGAAAUUACUUUAUCCAGUAUCCAAAUACCAGCAGGAUCAGGUUGUCAAAGAGGAUAAUAUUGAAGCUGUAGGGAAAAAAUUACAUGAAUAUAACACUCAAUUUCAAGAAAAAAGUCGGGAAUAUGAUAGAUUAUAUGAGGAUUAUACCCGUACUUCCCAGGAAAUCCAAAUGAAAAGAACAGCUAUUGAAGCAUUUAAUGAAACCAUAAAAAUAUUUGAAGAACAGUGCCAAACCCAGGAGCGCUACAGCAAAGAGUAUAUCGAAAAGUUUAAACGUGAAGGCAAUGAGAAAGAAAUACAAAGGAUUAUGCAUAAUUAUGAAAAGUUAAAGUCUCGAAUCAGUGAAAUUGUGGACAGCAGGAGAAGGCUGGAGGAAGACCUGAAGAAGCAGGCGGCCGAGUAUCGGGAGAUCGACAAGCGCAUGAACAGCAUUAAACCCGACCUCAUCCAGCUGAGGAAGACGAGAGACCAGUACUUGAUGUGGUUGACCCAGAAAGGUGUUCGGCAGAAGAAGUUAAACGAGUGGCUGGGCAAUGAAAAUACUGAAGACCAAUACUCGCUGGUGGAAGACGACGAGGACUUGCCCCACCACGACGAGAAGACAUGGAACGUCGGGAGCAGCAACCGGAACAAGGCCGAGAACCUGCUGCGGGGGAAGCGGGACGGCACUUUCCUGGUCCGGGAAAGCAGCAAACCCGGCUGCUACGCCUGCUCUGUGGUGGUGGACGGCGAGGUAAAGCAUUGUGUCAUAAACAAAACGGCGACCGGCUACGGCUUCGCCGAGCCCUAUAACUUGUACAGCUCCCUGAAAGAACUGGUGCUACAUUACCAACACACCUCCCUCGUGCAGCACAACGACUCCCUCAACGUCACGCUAGCCUACCCCGUGUAUGCACAGCAGAGGCGAUGAAGGGGCCCUGGUCCUCCUGAAGUUCAACCACCCUGAGGCCUCUGGAAAGCACAGGGCUCCCCUCCGGCCUGCCCUGUGAAUUGAGCUGCGGAAAUCCAGCCGUCUGUCUUCAGAUGGGACUCGCGCUUUCGACAAAAAAGCGGUGGGAAGACAUGCAGCCCAGCACUGUGCGAUGACCAGACGUUGCUAACCUGGAGUGCUUAUCCUUCCUUUCCUUUGUUUUUUUUUUUAUUUUUUUAUUUUUUAUUUUUUGGUUUAAUUUAAAGCCACCACAACACACAACACAAAGAGAAAAAUAAAUGCAAAAAUCUCUGCGUGCAGGGACAAAGAGGCCUUUAACCAUGGUGCUCGUUCAUGCUUUCUGAAGCUUUACCAGCUCACGUUGGGACCUUGUAGACCAGAGGAUGGACGGGGCUGCGGAGCCCUGGCUUGGGAAUGCUCGGUCCAGCCUGGUUGAGCCUGGUGUUGCUGUGCACGGUGGACCCAGACACUUCGCACUGUGGAUUAUCUUACUUUCUAACGAAUGAUAUGUAGCAGAAAGGCACUUCCGCCCACAAGGGACGUUUUGGGAGAACGUCAGCUCGUGUACGUUCAGAGGAACUUCUGUUGGAGCCAAGUGCCAGGAAGUGUUUUGUUUAAAAACUUUUCAACGAAAAGCAAAACCCACCAAUGGAAAAAAUGGAACUUGGAAAACAGGACUUAAAAUGACAUUCAGUAUAUAAAAUAUGUACAUAAUAUUGGAUGACUAACUAUCAAAUAGAUGGAUUUGUAUCAAUACCAAAUAGCUUCUGUUUUGUUUUGCUGAAGGCUAAAUUCACAGCGCUAUGCAAUUCUUAAUUUUCAUUAAGUUGUUAUCUCAGUUUUAAAUAAGCUUCCCGUGCCCCCAUUUUUGUUCUUGAAAAUACUUUUGUCCCUGAUUUUUUGUGUUAAUAUUCAUUUUGUUUAUAAACUUUUACUUUUUUAAAAAAAAAGAAGAAAUGUACAGGAUGCCAGUUUGAAAAAAAAAAGGCUUCAGAAUUAAAACUAUGAAAUAUUUUACAGUUUUUUCUUGUACAGAGUACUUGGCUAUUAGCCCAAGGUUAAAAAGUUCGUAACAGAUUUUUUUGGACUAAAUGUUUUGUUGGGCAGGGCCUGAUAAGCUUCAAAGCUGCUUUAUUCAAUAAAAAAAGAGAAAGAUAUAUGAAUAUGACAAAGUAUCUCUGAGUUCAACAAUGUUGUUUCAAGACUCUUAAAAUACGGUACCUGGCAAUGUUUGUUUCAUAAAGAAUUGUGAACUUCUUGAAUCUGGGG
Messenger RNA from Molossus molossus (Pallas's mastiff bat), 4122 nucleotides. It is a transcript of the gene PIK3R1, whose product is annotated as phosphoinositide-3-kinase regulatory subunit 1. Gene Ontology annotation, molecular function: 1-phosphatidylinositol-3-kinase regulator activity; protein binding. Lineage: Eukaryota; Metazoa; Chordata; Mammalia; Chiroptera; Molossidae. Gene Ontology annotation, cellular component: phosphatidylinositol 3-kinase complex. Gene Ontology annotation, biological process: insulin receptor signaling pathway; phosphatidylinositol phosphate biosynthetic process. The transcript is spliced from 17 exons. The coding region runs from base 535 to 2832 and encodes 765 amino acids. The record is from RefSeq and is a predicted model, not a curated record.